Messenger RNA from Xiphias gladius (swordfish), 985 nucleotides. Its product is annotated as SPEG neighbor protein-like. Lineage: Eukaryota; Metazoa; Chordata; Actinopteri; Istiophoriformes; Xiphiidae. Gene Ontology annotation, cellular component: plasma membrane. Bases 145 to 849 code for a protein of 234 amino acids. The transcript is spliced from 4 exons. Gene Ontology annotation, molecular function: protein binding. Gene Ontology annotation, biological process: homophilic cell-cell adhesion. The record is from RefSeq and is a predicted model, not a curated record.
UGUGGAUCUUCGAGAGUAAGUUGUACUUGAAAUUGAAUUGUUAAGGUUAACUCCUCCUAACGGUAAUUCUGCAGUUGGCACAGUAGAUUGGAUGAUAAGAAAAAGUUUUUUUCCGAGUUACUUCUGGGUGCUAACCAGCUCUGAAUGCUGCAGAUGUCCAAAGCAAAGGCUGCAGCCCCUCCUGGGUGUACACUGAACAUCAACGAUCCUCAGGUCCAGGAGGCUGCUAUCCGAAUCCAGGCCUCAUAUCGCGGACACAGGUCACGUAAAGAGCUGCGAGAGAAAGGCCCUCCUAAAAUCCUGCAGGAGCUCAAAGAUGUGGUUCUUGUUGAGGGAAGUGCUGCAAAGCUGGAGUGCAGAGUUAGUGCUUUCCCAGAUCCUUUCAUCAUCUGGUACAAGGAUGGCAAAGAGCUGAAGGAUGGUCCCAAGUACCGCUACGUGUUUGAAGACCCAGAUUUUGUGGCGCUCGUGGUUAGAGAUGGAGUUCUGGCUGAUCUGGGAAAAUACACUGUUACCAUUAGGAAUCCAUUUGGACAGACAUCGGGAUCUGCUUGUAUUCUUGUGGAGGUCCCUGCUAAGGUUUCUAAAGGGCCAGACAACAUCAAGGCCAAGAGAGGGACAACGGUUGUGCUCAAAGCUGAAAUAAGUGGAGAACCUCCUCCAGAUGUUGCCUGGCUCAAAGAUGGAGAUGACAUUGACGAAGAUGACAGGGUAUUCUUUGACGUUGGAGACACCAACACAAUCUUGACCAUCAAAAAUGCAAAGCUAUCUGAUGCUGGCAAGUAUGAGGUGUUUGUGGAGAACAAUCUAGGCACAGACCAGUCCGUUGCUUGGGUGGACAUCCUCUAAUGCUGCCUGAUAACUACACCAGUUGUAACAGGAUGAAUCUAUGUUCUCUUCAGUGCAAUCCACUGAACAAUAUACUAUAUUACCGCACUGUUCAAAGCUGUACAUAACUUCAACCAUGCUAAUAAUAAAAAGUAAA